AUGGACCCCAUUCUCGAUGGCCUCAACCCUGCCCAGCGCCAGGCGGUUACAUCCCCUGAUCCAAUUCUACAAGUUCUCGCACCACCCGGCUCCGGCAAGACGAAGACAUUAACAGCGCGCGUCGCGUACCUCUUAUCCCACCAUGGAUACCAACCGCAAGAUAUUAUUUGCUGCACAUUCACCAUCAAAGCGAGUCGGGAGAUGCGGGAACGUCUGUCGAAGCUUGUGGGGGAGAAAGUGCAGUCGCGUUUGAUCCUGGGGACUUUCCAUUCUAUUUGUCGGCGGUAUUUGGUGAAAUAUGGAUACUUGAUUGGGUUGAGGAAGGGGUUUGCGAUUGCCGAUUCGGAUGAUAGUCGGGGAAUACUUCGUGUAUGUGCUGGAUACUAUUUCUUCUCCUACCGCUAUGGAGGUGAAAAUCGAAUUAUUAAACGACUUAGCUCUGGUAUGGAAAUUAAAACUGCGCAAGGGAAGAUAUCUCGUCACAAGGCUCAUGGGCUUUCACCCGAUGAUUUGGUUGGUCGUGUUAAGGCCGACGAAAUGGAACUGGUGGAUAUCUAUCGUCAAUACGAAGCCGCACUCGCGGCGGCAGGCCUAUUGGAUUACGACGAUCUACUUGUACGAUGCGGGCAACUCCUUAGGGAACAUCCGGACUGCGUUUCCAAUGUGCAAACGGUGCUAGUCGACGAAUUUCAAGAUACGAACAUUAUACAGUACGAUUUGAUGAACCUUUUGGCGGCGAAGAACCGUCGCAUCACGAUUGUUGGCGACCCCGAUCAAAGUAUUUAUGGCUUUCGUUCUGCUGAGAUCCAGAAUCUCAAACGCAUGCAGAAACGAUACUCGAAUACCUCCCUUGUUCUUUUGGAAUCUAAUUAUCGCUCCUCUGCUUCGAUCUUAAGCUCUGCUCAGGAAGUCAUUGAACAAGAUACUACACGUCCUGCGAAGAAACUGCAAGCAACUCAUUCGCAUGGCACGAUGCCUGUGCUCAGGAAGCUUCCUAAUGCGAAUGCCGAGGCUCAAUGGAUGGUUCUUGAAAUCAAGAGAUGUAUGGCCUUGAUGGGGGGUGUUCUGCGCAUGUCCGAUUUCGCGGUCUUGCUUAGAUCGGCGUCGUUAUCGACUCGGAUCGAGACGGCAUUUGGUCGUGCAGGAAUUCCGUAUAAGAUGGUCGGCGGUCGCAAGUUCUUCGAUCGAACUGAGGUCAAGACGCUGAUUAACUACUUGAGAGUUGUUAGUCACUCAGAUCAUACCGAUGCGCUGCUUGCCAUAAUCAAUGUGCCACCUCGAAGGAUCGGUGAUGAAACUAUUAGACAAUUGACCAGUGGGGCGGAGAAAGCCAGUGUCUCCCUCUGGACGUUCAUUAAGGAUGUUGUACAAGGUCGCCGAUUGACCGAGAAGAAAUUACAAAAAGCCGCGGAGCUGGGGCUCUGUGCUCUAAUGAAGUUAAUCGACGCAGCCAAACAAAAGCUAGAAGAGUGCGAAGAUCCAUCUGCGCCCUGUGUGCUCCUCGAGUAUAUUACAGAGAGUCUAUCUUUCCAAGAAUACCUCAUCAGAGCUUAUCCCCUCGAUGAAGACACUCGCUGGGCGAAUGUCAAGGAAUUGAUGGGACAGGCCCAUGAAACUGCAGUCUCAAGUGGAGAUCCAGGACAAGAAGAGGACCUCCCCGAGAUUGAAGGCAUUGAACAACAGCGAGCUCACGUAGGAGAAGAAACUCUCUCGCGUUUCCUGGCCAAUGUUGCCCUCGCGACCGACGCGACGAAACAGGAAGAGGGCGAGGAAGUGACGGAGAAAGUCACUAUAUCUACUAUCCACGCUGCCAAAGGUCUCGAGUGGCCCGUUGUUUUCAUUCCUGCUGUAUACAAUGGAAGCAUCCCCCAUUCUAGGGCGGAGGUAAUUGAUGAGGAGAGACGGCUGCUCUACGUUGCUAUGACCAGAGCCCAAGCCUUGCUUUAUCUCAGUCUUCCUCUCAAGCAGCCUCGAUUCGGCGAAGGGGAGGAUUCGUCAACGACUUUGACACCCUUUCUUCCUCCAAAACUGAUCAAAACUCGCUUUCGUCCCAUGGGUCCCCAGCUAUUAGAAAAAGUGGUUUAUUCAAUUGCUGAUAUUCUUCGGCGACCCCGACCGGCUGCCGAGGACAUGUACAAGGAAUUAAACUCUCUUCCGUCAACGCUGGAUGACCAAUGGACAGCUGAAGGCGAAGAGAAAGACAAACGUACUGAAUCAGAUUGGAAAUCAUGUCUAGGACCUCAGGACUCCGGGGAGCCUAAUCCUAAGAGGCGUCGCUCUGACAUCAAUCAGCCAACUACCACCACCUACAUGGCGGCCUGCGGACAAAACAUGGGGACAUCGUCUAAUUUCAUGGUAUCUACAACACUCGGGUCCGGUUUCACCUCUGCCCGUGACUACAUCACAGCCAACCCGGCUGCUAGCCAGGCAGCACCGACGGAAGUCACCUCCAAGGCUGCCACGGAGACUGCCCCGACCAAUAAGGCACCAAAGAGGGCUGGGCAGAAAGACGGACUCAGCCAAGCCAGCAUCUCAAAUUUCUUUGGGGGGCCAGGGUCCUCCCAGAAGAAAGAAACCGUCCCGACCAGUCGCGCAUCGACCCAACCAGCCUCAGUCCGACGAGACCACCUGACACUGCCAUCCCAAAACAACCCAGGAUCGGCGAGUAAUGUUCCGACCCCGUUCUCUUCUCAUCGUCUACAGCCGCGACCUCUGCAGCCUACAAGGCCUGCAUUGGAGCCUACCGAGCCCAAUAAUUACACGUGGCUGGCGGCUCCAUCGCGACCUGCGGUGAAACCUGCUCGGAUGCUCACCCAACACCCGAGUGGAAACAACACAGUAACCGCAGGGACUGGGUUAGAAGAGGUGAAACCAGAAAGAUCCACUCGGGACUUUCAGUCCGUAACAUUUCAUACGACUACAAUGUCUAUGGUACGUCAACAAGCCUCGACAUCGGGGCGACGGACGUUGGGGAUCCGGCGGAGUAUGAAUGGAUGGGAGGAGCGGAUGAAGCGGGAGAGCGGUGGCCAAGUACGUGGAGGAGAUCAGGUCUAG
Messenger RNA from Penicillium angulare, 3054 nucleotides. RefSeq names its product ATP-dependent helicase. Gene Ontology annotation, biological process: recombinational repair. Gene Ontology annotation, molecular function: DNA binding; 3'-5' DNA helicase activity; hydrolase activity. The transcript is spliced from 2 exons. The record is from RefSeq and is a predicted model, not a curated record. Gene Ontology annotation, cellular component: nucleus. Bases 1 to 3054 code for a protein of 1017 amino acids. NCBI's taxonomy places the organism in Eukaryota, Fungi, Ascomycota, Eurotiomycetes, Eurotiales, Aspergillaceae.